AUGUACUUGAAAGUUAAAGAUUAUGAUGAAUUGUUGCCUGAAGAAGGACUAGAACCUGGAACUCGGUGGGGUUUAAUGUUUGAUGAAGCUGUUAAUGCUUAUGAUAAUCGAAUUGGGGAAAUCAUUAUUACUCCUAAGGAAUAUGAAGCUUGUAUCAUGGUUCUUGAAGAAGCCAUUUAUUUGAGUAUUAAAAUCCUUGAUGUGUAUGGAGAUUCAACCUUGGUGAUAAAUCAGAUUAAAGGAGAAUGGGAGACUCGUCAUCCUGGUUUGAUUCCUUACCAAUAUUAUGCAAGGAGAAUGUUAAGUUUCUUCAAUAAAAUAGAGUUUCAUCAUAUACCUCAUGAAGAGAAUCGGAUGGAGGAUGCUCUGGCUACUUUGUCUUCUAUGUAUAAAGUAAAUCAUUGGAAUGACGCGCCUAGUAUCAAGAUUAUGUGCCUUGAUAGACUUGCUAACAUGUUUGUAGCAGAAGAAGUCACUAAUGAUAAGCCUUGGUAUCUUGAUAUUAAAUAUUUCCUCUAG
Molecule: messenger RNA, 519 nt
Organism: Lathyrus oleraceus (garden pea)
Lineage: Eukaryota; Viridiplantae; Streptophyta; Magnoliopsida; Fabales; Fabaceae
Exons: 2
Coding region: 1-519 (172 amino acids)
Molecular function (GO): RNA-DNA hybrid ribonuclease activity; nucleic acid binding
Source: RefSeq, a predicted model, not a curated record